Dreissena polymorpha is the source of this 505-nucleotide messenger RNA. RefSeq lists its product as uncharacterized. The record is from RefSeq and is a predicted model, not a curated record. Lineage: Eukaryota; Metazoa; Mollusca; Bivalvia; Myida; Dreissenidae. Bases 71 to 505 code for a protein of 144 amino acids. The transcript is spliced from 4 exons.
UCUGUCAAAAGACAUUCUGAAAUCUUACAUUGCCUGUGACGAUAAAUACAGAGACCAGCUCCAAAAACAAAUGUGCCCAGCUGACAUACCUGUAAUCGUUCGAGAAUACACUAUAGCUGUUUAUCCAAAGGUCUUGGACAACUUAAAUGCCAUAGGAAAGGCAGCUUUAAAGGACCUCCAUCCCUGGAUACUGUGCACGUUAAUUGACUGGGAAAGAUUCGACAGAGUUAUAUGUGACAUGCCGGGUUCUACUUGUGAAGCAGGGGCUGAAGGAUCUGUUGUGCAGUUGCCACAGGAAAGUUCCACCGGAAAAACGACAGUGAUUAAACUUCAAACACCAAAUUGUAUCCAUGGAUUUCAGAUUCUGUUGAUCCACCUUCAGUUGACAAAGAAACAAAGCAAACAUCAAGUGCCCAAGAUUCCAACAAUGGAGAACGUCAUGAAUGGAAUGAGGCCGAGACUAAACUACUACUUGACACGACUGCAGAGAACAUGGAAAAACUGA